Vespa crabro (European hornet) is the source of this 1679-nucleotide messenger RNA. RefSeq lists its product as uncharacterized. Bases 419 to 1579 code for a protein of 386 amino acids. The transcript has 4 exons. The record is from RefSeq and is a predicted model, not a curated record. Lineage: Eukaryota; Metazoa; Arthropoda; Insecta; Hymenoptera; Vespidae.
CUUAAAAUGAAUAGUCUUCGUUAAUAUAAAUGACGUUUAUAUAUAGAAGUUGUAUAUGUGAUAUACGAUAUUAUUUUUGCAUGUAGAUUCGUAUUAAUUUACUUUGUAAUCAGUACAAUGGCACAAAAAACUACUGUAUUUAGUAGAUUUAAAGAAAUAUCCUGAUUAUCACUAUAAUGCAAUUUAAAACAUAAUUCAAUAGAACAUAACCUAAAAUGUAAUUAAAUAAUAGUAAAAGAGAAAGGAUAACAUUACAGUUUCCUCCAUUGAUUUAUAUCUCUGAAUUUAAUUUUAAUAAAAAAUGAAGUCUUCAAUAAAAAUUAAGAGAUAUGAAAGAAUGAAUUACAUUAAGUAAAACAGGUUAGAAUGUUUUUAUAUGAUGUCUAUAAACAAUUUUAAAUGUGCAUUAUUCUAAACAAUGGAAGAUACAAUAGAUCAAAACUUAGCACAAAUAGAUCCAUUAGCAGAGGCUCUCACAAGAAAGGAAAUGGAAUGGUUUGAGAAUAAUAAGCAAGUGGAAUUAAACCAACAACAAUCACAAACCCAGUCGUCUUAUUUUCAAUCUGCUAAUUUUACUGAGAUAACAAGCAAUGCACAAUGGUGGAAAAAUUCUCCUAUUACCUCAAUAGAUCUACUGUCAGAACACCAAGAGAUGUCAUCUACAACAACCUUUCCAUUACUAAAUGAUAUACCAUCACCUUCAGAUGUUGUACAAGAACUAGAACUUAACAAUAAAAAGCCUAUGAAAUCUAAAGAAUCGAAAACAGAAAAAAGAAAUAAAAAUAGUAUACAACGAGCUAAACACCCAGAAAGAUGGAAAGUAAAUAUUAAAAAGAAUGCGAGAUUAAGAGGAGAACAGUAUGUUGGAGUUGGAGGAAAGAUAGUGCCAGCUAAAACAAUGGGACCACCAUGCAAUUGUCGUAUGCAUUGCAGUAAAAAAAUAGACGAACAAGCACGAGAAGAAUUGCAUAAAGUAUUUUGGAAAACAUGUACAUGGGAACAAAGAAAGCAAUACAUUGCACUUUCAGUAAAAGAAUCACCUAAACAAAGAACUCGUUGUCGAGGAACUAUUAAAGCAGAAGAACGUAGACAAGUUACAUUUACCUACUCCUUACUUUUAAAAGGUGAUUUUAUAACAGUUUGUAAAUGUAUGUUUUUAAGUACAUUCUCGGUAUCUGAAAAAUUCGUACGACAUGCAAUGGAUAAAAAAAGAUCUUCUCCUGGUGGUAUUAUUGGACCUGAUCAAAGAGGAAGACAUACGCCAAAGACAAAAAAAAGUGAAGCUGUUAAAGAAAGAAUUCGUGAACAUAUCAAAUCAUUCCCAAUAGAAAGAUCAAUAAAUCCUAAGGACGGAAAUGAAAAAAGUUAUCUAGAUUCUAGGUUGAGUAUUGCUACAAUGCAUAAAUCAUAUGUUUUAAAGUGUCAGGAAGAAGGUGUUCCAGAAAGUGAUAUUGUAAAAGAAAGUUAUUACAGAGAAAUGUUUAAAACAGAAUUUGAUCUAUGUUUUAAACGUACCAAAACAAAAGAUAAAAAGUUUAUUCCUGAUAUUACUGAUAGUAAAACGAAAAUAGAUAAUUAAGAUUUAUAUGUUUUAUAUAAUAAAAUGUUUUUUACUUUAAAAAAAACAUUUCAUUCUUCUCUUAUUAUUAUAAUGCAAGUGUAAUAAAUUCAUUAGAAAG